GGGGAAGAGGAAGAAAUCCUAACUAUGGCAAACAGUGCUCCUACUGUCAUAAGAUGAAUCAUAUUGUUGAAGAAUGUUAUUCUAAGCAUGGAUAUCCACCUUGGUACAAACAAAGAAAUGAUGGCAGCAACAACACUCAAGAAAGGGGCACUCAAGAAAAGAGGGAACAACAAGUUUGUAAUCUCAACAUUAAGGAAGACUCUAUUGACAAACAACAACCAGUGAAAGAUGAAUCUACCAAAGGAUUCACAGCAGAACAAAUGCAGAGACUUCUAAGACUCCUUGAUGACACUGAAGGUGCUGGACACAACAUCAACCAAAUACAGAGACGUGAUAAUGACUCAAGCAGGAAUUCACAAGAUACAGGACAUUAUUACAUCACAGAUGAUUGGGCAAGCUAAUCUCAAUCAGGGCCUCUACUAUCUUGACAUUGUUCCUGUCACCAAGUUUACUAAUUUCUUU
Molecule: messenger RNA, 462 nt
Organism: Vigna unguiculata (cowpea)
Lineage: Eukaryota; Viridiplantae; Streptophyta; Magnoliopsida; Fabales; Fabaceae
Source: RefSeq, a predicted model, not a curated record